AUGGAAGUCUCAUUCGUCACCGAUCUCUGGGAAUCGCCUUAUUUGCAACAGAAAAAGGACGAGCUGCUCCGCGAGGCUCAGAUGAACGCUACCAUCGACGCGGUCUCCUCCGGGAAAGUGCCAAUGGACGAGACGAUGGCGUGGGCUUCAGAACCCACGCCAAGCCGAGUCGAAGAAUCACCCCAACCCCCAAUCCCCCUGAUUAUCCAAGAGCAGAAGAAGCCGGUGCUGCCCGUUAUUCUAUCGUUGCCCUCCGCAACGUCCAGCAAAAGAAACUCUCCCUCCACGACCAGGCAGGGCUCUUCGUCGCCAGAGCUCGCCACCGACCAGUCUACAGUGGCCGCCUCUUUUCCGAUAAAACCGAGAACGAAUACGAAGCUGAACCCAAAUGCACCGACGAUCAAGUGUGCGCUUUGCGAUAAUAUGAUUAUGGCGACCAGACUCUCAAACCUCACAAACCACGUCCGGCGGCACGCCUUCCUGAAGCAGUACUCGUGCAUCUACUGUGAAUACAAUCACAACGAGAUGGCAAAGGUCCGCCUCCACAUGCUGCACAACCACAAGGACGGCGACAACGCGCCCCUCGACAACCUGACCCCCGAAAUGCAGGUCCAAUGGGAUAUGCUGAUGUCGCAGUGCUUCCCUGGCUUCGAUCCAAAGAGCCUCAAGGGGGCGAGAAGCGAGGUGGCCCUACAAACAUGCAUAGAAUGUGGCGAGCAGGUCAAGGACAAGCAUUUGGAGGUGCAUAUCCAGGCCAAGCACCCGGGCGACUGCCAUCCAUUCUGCUGCAAAAGUUGUGGAUACGAAAAUGCAGAUGAAUGGAAAGUGCGGCUUCACAUUAUCGUGCGACAUGCCGAAGAAGCGGCAGGGACCUAUCCGCAGCCGCUUCCACCUGAUAGUCGAUGGGGGCUCUACAAGAAGAAGUUUUUCCCGUCACUGCCUGGUGCUGAUGAGGAGGAAGAGGAACUAUUCACCCAACUCAAAGAAAUCUCCCGAAAAGACGGCAAAGAGUUGGGCAAGGGCGAUAAGACCAAAUGCCAGACGUGCCACAAACAAAUCGACUUCCCGAAUCGGUCGCUGAACGCGCUGCUAAUGCACGCGAAAAGCCACUGUCCGACGAAGCCGUACGCCUGCUCCUCCUGUGGCUUCUCCUCCUUCGUGGUGGCCCCCAUCAAAGCGCACAUCGCCUCCGCGCAUCACGAUGAGGAUAAGGUGGAGGUGUACGAGACGGAACUCGACGAGCUGCACGAGGCGUGGUCGGAGACGAUGCUCGAGUGCUACCCAAGAAUGGAGAAGCAGAUCAAGGCCUACCGGCUGAAAGGCUUCAAAAAUGGCUCUACGCAGCUGAAGGGUGACGACGACGAGCCACCACUAAAGAUAAGUCGCAACGAGAGCGCUAUUUUGAAGCUGGCCACCUCUGUCCUGGCCAACCAAGUGGCCGCCAGC
Messenger RNA from Mesorhabditis spiculigera, 1446 nucleotides. The record is from the annotation of a GenBank genome assembly. Lineage: Eukaryota; Metazoa; Nematoda; Chromadorea; Rhabditida; Rhabditidae.